GACGGCCACCAAGCAGCUGAGGAGAGAGCAGCCAGACGGACCCAUCAUGUCCGACAAACCAGAUUUUGCAGAAAUUGAAACGUUUGACAAGACCAAGCUCAAGAAGACAGAAACCAGAGAGAAAAAUCCAUUGCCCACUAAAGAAACUAUCGAACAGGAAAAGCAAAGUGAAAGUACAGCCUGAGCAUAAAAUUGAAGAUGUGACUGCUGCUUCUUCAGUGGGGUUUUGGCUUCCGAUUCGGGUUGUUUUGUUUUGUCACCACCAUCCUGUAUUUGUUGCCCAUUUAUUUUAGCAAACAUUUGCUCAUUUAAUGUUCCCCAGGGAAGAAGGGUUUUUUAUGUUUGUUGAACGAGAUACUGUGUAUUUGUAGUCUUAAAACUGUGAUUCCAAGUUCUGUAUCAACCCCAUUACGGGCCAAAAAAAGCAAUUUGCAUAAAAAUUGUUUUCUAAACCUCACAAUAAACAGGUUUCUUCUGA
Molecule: messenger RNA, 478 nt
Organism: Tauraco erythrolophus (red-crested turaco)
Lineage: Eukaryota; Metazoa; Chordata; Aves; Musophagiformes; Musophagidae
Product: thymosin beta 4 X-linked
Biological process (GO): regulation of cell migration; actin filament organization
Cellular component (GO): cytoplasm
Molecular function (GO): actin monomer binding
Source: RefSeq, a predicted model, not a curated record